This is a messenger RNA of Vidua chalybeata, 1074 nucleotides long. It is a transcript of the gene PHB1, whose product is annotated as prohibitin 1. Gene Ontology annotation, cellular component: membrane; mitochondrion. The record is from RefSeq and is a predicted model, not a curated record. The coding region runs from base 77 to 895 and encodes 272 amino acids. NCBI's taxonomy places the organism in Eukaryota, Metazoa, Chordata, Aves, Passeriformes, Viduidae. The transcript has 7 exons. Gene Ontology annotation, biological process: mitochondrion organization.
GGAUUCAUGUGGAGGUCAGCGGCGCGGCGGGAGCGGCGGCGGGCUCUGGAGCGGGGGCUGCGGCUGGAGCGCUGAGAUGGCGGCGAAGGUGUUCGAGAGCAUCGGGAAGCUCGGCCUGGGCUUGGCCGUGGCGGGGGGAGUUGUGAACUCCGCUCUUUACAACGUGGACGCGGGGCACAGAGCCGUGAUCUUCGACCGCUUCCGAGGCGUGCAGGACGUGGUGGUGGGCGAGGGGACGCACUUCCUCAUCCCCUGGGUGCAGAAGCCCAUCAUCUUCGACUGCCGCUCGCGGCCCCGCAACGUCCCCGUCAUCACCGGCAGCAAAGACCUGCAGAACGUGAACAUCACGCUGCGGAUCCUGUUCCGGCCCGUGACGGCGCAGCUGCCGCGCAUCUUCACCAGCAUCGGCGAGGACUACGACGAGCGCGUGCUGCCCUCCAUCACCACCGAGAUCCUCAAGUCCGUGGUGGCCCGCUUUGACGCCGGCGAGCUGAUCACGCAGCGGGAGCUGGUGUCCCGGCAGGUCAGCGAGGACCUCACCGAGCGAGCGGCCACCUUCGGCCUCAUCCUGGACGACGUGUCCUUGACCCACCUGACCUUCGGCAAGGAGUUCACGGAGGCGGUGGAGAUGAAGCAGGUGGCGCAGCAGGAGGCAGAGCGGGCCAGGUUCAUCGUGGAGAAGGCCGAGCAGCAGAAGAAGGCGGCCGUGAUCUCCGCGGAGGGCGACUCCAAGGCGGCGGAGCUGAUUGCCAACUCGCUGGCCACGGCGGGCGACGGGCUGAUCGAGCUGCGCAAGCUGGAGGCGGCCGAGGACAUCGCGUACCAGCUCUCGCGCUCCCGCAACAUCACCUACCUGCCCUCGGGACAGUCCGUGCUGCUGCAGCUGCCCCAGUGAGCCAGCCAGCCCUGCCACAGAAACACCAAAAAAAAAAACCAAAACAACAGCAAAAAAAAAAAAAAUCAUUGCAAUUUCCUCGCGGAGGAAGCGGAAAUUUGGAAAUUGGAGGGAUUUUAUUUUUUUCUUUUUUUUUUUUUUUUGCGGAUGGGUAAUCAAAUAAAAGCGAACGCUCGCGA